AGAAAUGGAAGAAGCCCUAAUGGAUUGUGCGGGGAAAAUCAUCAGAACAUCAAUCUACACCUUUCUGAAACACUUCCAAUUCUUCUCCACAAUCCCAAUUCUUCUCUUGCUCCCUUUCUCAGCUUCAUUUCUCCUCUCCCAAUCCCUUUUCCAUGUUUCAGGAUUUCCUUUAUCUUUGCAAUUCGAAUCCCUUUCCCUCUUUGCCUUUGCUUUUCCUCUCCCUUUUGCGGUCUCAUCCUUUCUCAUAGCAAAAAUUUCUGUAAUUCAUGCUCUCAAUCACCAAAACUCAUCUUUUCCACCACCGUUUUCAAGCUUCAUCUUGCUUUAUAAACCCCUCCUGUUGACACACCUCUGCAGUUUAAUCCUCAUCAUUGCCAUCACUUCUGCCGGAUUUUCUCUCCUUUUCUUCCCCAUGAAUCCUCUCGAAACAGCUUUUUGGCCUGCAGUAUUUCUCCCAGAAGCUGGAGCUGUAGUCUUUUACUGCUUCCUAGUGAACGCGAGUUUUGUAAGCAACUUAGCCUUGGUUAUAGCAGGAACGGAUGGUUGUGCUGGCCAUGCAGCAAUCCAUAAGGCCUUUUUGCUGAGGAAAGGUAAGGGAUUGAUUGCUCUCAUGUUAUUUCUCCCCACAAGUCUGGGUCUUGCUGCUAUACAAGCCCUGUUUAGAUACAGAGUCAUAAGGGUUUACAGGUUCUCUGGAGGAAUAAGUGCUUCUAUGGCUUUUGAGGGUUUGUUCAUUGCUUCUUUGUUUUCUUUCCUUAUUGUUCUUGACACAAUUGUCUGCUGCUUCUUCUACAAAAGUUGUGAAUCAACUUCCACGGAAAGCCAGUUUGAUGGGGUUUUCUAUGAUAUUGAGCUUGUCCAAGAAACAAAGUGUACAGAGGAGCUUCCAUGAAUGAAUUCUCCUCCCCCCCCCCCCCCCCCCCCCCUUUUUAUGUUUACAUUUGGAAUUGAGCUAUGUAAUAUAACUCAAAAUUCCCCCUUACUUGUAUCACGGUUCAAACAUAAAACCUUCAACUUGAAAUGUUUACGUUUUUACAAGUUAAAACUCCAUCUUUUGAGGCUCCAUGAAUGAAUUAUUUAGGUCUUU
This is a messenger RNA of Rubroshorea leprosula, 1087 nucleotides long. The record is from the annotation of a GenBank genome assembly. NCBI's taxonomy places the organism in Eukaryota, Viridiplantae, Streptophyta, Magnoliopsida, Malvales, Dipterocarpaceae.